AUGCUCUGGAGCACAUCUGUUUUGAGCACACUUUCGUCCGACACGGAGCCUUCCGUCGUCAUCGCCUUCGAUUCGGCCAAAUACCUCUUCAACGUUGGGGAGAAUACCACCAGAUCCUAUUUACAGAGCCGGCAAACAUGGAGGAAGACCAGGGGAAUCUUUCUAACCUCGAUUAGUACCCAGAGGUCGAGCGGGCUUCCAGGUCUCCUCAUGACGUUUGCGGAUGCUGGGCGGUCUCAGGUUCGCGUGACGGGUCCAUCUGGGCUUUUACAUCUCAUCGCGAGCAUGCGAAGGUAUACGUACCGUGAGAACUUGGAUGUCACGCCCUCCGAAGUUCGCCUUGUCUCAGAUGAUCAACCCGUGUACAAGGACGAAAACAUAACCGUGUUUGCUCUGCCUAUCAACCCAACACCAGAACAAUCUCAGAAUGACGGGCAUUCUAAGGUGCUAUUGAAGAGAAAACGAGACACCUCUCCGGAGCGACCAGCAAAGCGAGGUUCUAAUAAUCAAGGCAGAACAACUCCCGAACCCGAACCACCUCUUUCGAUAGAGCAGUUGAUGGAAAGAUCGGAUUUUGAUCCAACUUCGUUGAAAGGAGAGAGGGCUCAGGCGUGGCGGCGACAUGUCGUGAAGCUUAUGUUCCCCGCGACUCAAGUUCCCCAGUCCAUCGACAACGGUGACAAAAACCAAAAAGGUAAACGGAGAGGAAAGGACAAGGACAGUAACGCAAUCAAGCCUAGUCCAGACGAGCCUCCAAAUACUGCAUACGUCCAGCAACCUCCCGGUCUCAAACGUCCCCUUCCCAUACCAGAUCAUUCUUCAGUUGGUUCCCCUGAUCAAUGCUUGAGACCCACUCUUGCAUACGCUAUACAAGGACCUCGCAUGCGGGGCAAGUUCGAUGCACAAAAGGCUGAGGCUCUGGGCCUCAAACAUGGGCCAUUGCGCGCAGUGUUGGCUCGAGGACAGACCGUCACCGUCCAAGUCGAUGACGGUCAUGGUAAUCUCGUCCAUCGCGAAAUAAAACCUUCGGAUUGUAUAGCAGAAGGCACGCUUCCCGGAGUUGUGUUGCUGCUUGAUACGCCAACGCUAGCGCAUAUUCCAAGUCUCCUAGCUGGAUUUGCUGAUGGUGGUCCGUUUUCCAAGUACCGACAGCUUAACUCAAAGGACCAUGUUGUACGGGUGAUUCAUCACCUCUGCGGGGAUGGGGUUCUUGAAGAUGAACGAUAUAGGUCUUUCAUGAACGAGUUUGGACCUGACGUACACCAUCUGGUUGCUUCGCGCAGAUACUUACCAGAUCCGGUCACCUUCACCAGUGCAGCUUACAGUCAAUUGCGGCUGAACCAACUUGAUUCGGAUGUAUUUCCUAUACCAAAAUUCACUUUGAGCGCGGAGAGGCCCUUAGAGGGUGUAGCAGGGCUACCUGCUGGGACACUUGCUAUGCAAGCGGGUUUAUCUGCAUCCAUUCACCCCCUGCGACCGCCGGCGCAGGAUGAGAACGCUCGAAAACUCGACCUCUUCCAUCCGGCUGUUCGCUCUGACUCCUUGGUAAAACUCCCGGAUUCAAUUCUUUCUUCGUUUUCCUGGGCUCGGGCUGUUGUACGGUCUUUCGCUAGCGAUCCCGAGGCGGGUAAAAUACUAGGUAAAGACGUGUUGGUCUGCACGCUGGGCACUGGCAGUGCCAUACCAAGUAAAUUUAGAAAUGUCUCCGCUACACUUAUUCAUAUCCCAAAACAUGGCUACCUUCUUCUUGACGCGGGUGAGGGAACUUGGGGUCAGCUUGUGCGCAAGUACGGAAGAGACCCAUCGUCAUCUUCCAAUGUAUGGCAGAUGUUGCGCGAGCUCAAGUGCAUAUUUAUAAGUCAUAUUCAUGGAGAUCAUCACAUCGGACUUCCUAAACUAUUGGCGAUGCGACAACGCUUGGAUCCACCCGCAAAGGAGCCCUUGUAUCUGGUUGCCAACCACACCGUCUUCCAGUAUCUGCGUGAUUAUGACGGCCUCGAGACGCUCGGGCUUCAAAGUGGCUCUAACAAUCCCGUCGUAUUGAUACCAGUGGAUGCUCUCCACUGGUUAAAGUCGUCUCAUUCAGAGGGAUCGAGCCGCAACGCUUCCCGUUCAUGGUACGCGGCUACCCAUGCAGAUCUGUGCGCGUCCCUUGGACUGCGAAGCCUGCAGACAGUUGACGUAGAGCACCGUACGUUGUGCCAUGGGUUGAUCAUCAAACAUGCUGAUGACUGGAGCAUCGUGUAUUCCGGAGAUACUGUUCCCGUAGACCGACUAGUACAAGCGGGUCAGAAUGCGACACUUCUCAUUCAUGAAGCGACGAUGGCAGAUGAUGAAGCAGAAAAGGCUCGAGCUAAGAUGCAUAGCACUGUCGGUCAGGCUAUCGACAUCGGGAAAAAGAUGAAUGCUCACAGCACUCUCCUGACCCACUUCUCAGCAAGAUAUCCAACGAUGCCACAGUCCAUGCUCAUGAACUAUGAGCCUGGAGAGCCGAUCGUCGCGCUCGCCUUUGAUCAUGCGAACGUCCGCAUCGGCGAUAUGCGGAAGAUGCACGCUUACAUGCCCGCUAUAGAACAAAACUUUACCGAACUGGACGAUGACGACGCUACUGCGCAGGUGGCGGAAGUCGACAUCACAUGA
Molecule: messenger RNA, 2640 nt
Organism: Pisolithus orientalis
Lineage: Eukaryota; Fungi; Basidiomycota; Agaricomycetes; Boletales; Pisolithaceae
Exons: 11
Coding region: 1-2640 (879 amino acids)
Biological process (GO): mitochondrial tRNA 3'-end processing
Cellular component (GO): mitochondrion
Molecular function (GO): 3'-tRNA processing endoribonuclease activity
Source: RefSeq, a predicted model, not a curated record